Messenger RNA from Serpula lacrymans var. lacrymans S7.9, 960 nucleotides. RefSeq lists its product as uncharacterized. Bases 29 to 850 code for a protein of 273 amino acids. The transcript is spliced from 5 exons. The record is from RefSeq and is a predicted model, not a curated record. NCBI's taxonomy places the organism in Eukaryota, Fungi, Basidiomycota, Agaricomycetes, Boletales, Serpulaceae. Gene Ontology annotation, molecular function: ATP hydrolysis activity.
GUGCGCGCCAUAUGAUAAACUAAAGUAUAUGUGCCCCAUCGCAGAGGUGUCGAGCUCAAGUUCCAGUUUUUUUAGAGUCGACCUCGACUGUGACAUGAGUGUUCCGGGGGCCUCGCCCUCGCAUGUUGGCGAUGUUAAUGUCGGGGGCAUGGUGGCACAAUCUCAUUCUGUCGACGCUCGCUUUGGUAGAUUCAACGAAGUCCAUGGUCCUCAAAUCAACAACGAAGCUCAUGGCCCUCAAACCAUUCACACCACCAUCAACAACUACGAUAUCUCAGCUGCCUUGAAAGAACGCCAGGACUUUGAAAACUGGCUAUCCCCUCUGAAUUUUCGCCAAACGCAGAGUGAAGUUCGUGGGAUUUGGCGAGAGGGAACGGGAGGAUGGGUGCUGGAGAAUGAGACAUUUAAACAGUGGCUAAGAGGUGAUCUGAAAACCCUUUGGUGUCCUGGGAUUCCUGGUGCUGGGAAGACUGUUCUUGCGUCAUACAUCAUUAAUCAUCUCGAGAAGAACAGAGAUAACGAUGCUACUGUGGUUUACAUUUAUUGCAACUAUAAGGAACAUUCGGGGCAGACCGCCUGUAAUCUCGUUGCAAGUCUUCUGAAACAGCUUGUACAAGAUUUCCCCCUUGCGUUUGGGCGCAUCAGCGAAGAAUUCAAACGUCAUCGAGAACAAGACUUCCGUCCAACUCUAUCCGAGAUUCGCGACGCAUUAAUAAACGAAAUUAAACAAUACUCCCAGGUCUUCAUCAUUGUGGACGCUUUAGAUGAGAUUUCCGAGGAUGACGAUACUCGUUCUGAGAUGCUGCAUUGUCUGCAAUCCCUGGAAGGUAGUUUAUAUUUGUGCGCAUGAAGACGAUGUACGCAACUAUAUCACAAACCGUAUUCGCUUGCGGACACAAUUGGACAGGCUGUUGGGUGACGCUUUGAGAGAAGAAGCCAUUGAGCGUCUGAUAAGAGAGG